Messenger RNA from Penicillium canariense, 2850 nucleotides. Its product is annotated as CAZyme family GT1. Bases 1 to 2850 code for a protein of 949 amino acids. Gene Ontology annotation, molecular function: hexosyltransferase activity; UDP-glycosyltransferase activity. Gene Ontology annotation, biological process: carbohydrate metabolic process. The transcript has 7 exons. The record is from RefSeq and is a predicted model, not a curated record. NCBI's taxonomy places the organism in Eukaryota, Fungi, Ascomycota, Eurotiomycetes, Eurotiales, Aspergillaceae.
AUGGCCGCUGUAGCGCCGACUACCGCAGGAAGGUCAUCCGAGCGAAGGAUGUCCAUUCGCUCGGAUGAUUGGCGGGGUGAAGAUACUAAGCGAUCACCAGAUGACCGCAAUGAAGUGCGAUUUUUCCAGGAUGGGUUGGAUACUGGCGCUCGUAUUCUAGGUGACGGCCGGGUAGACAUCCAUAUCGAUCAGCAUAAACCGCACCUCGCAGGGCUAUUGAACCACAUCCAACGCCCGGAUAGACAUUCUGACCGGGAGGCCGAACGGACCGCCAGUGCAGAACGGCUCUUCUCAAUGGACGAGCCAUUUCCACUGCAUUUAAACCUCGUCAUCCAAGUGAUUGGCUCUCGGGGCGACAUUCAACCAUUUGUUGCACUAGGGAGAGAACUGAAAGCACACGGUCACCGAGUCAGAUUGGCCACACAUUUAACUUUUCGGCAACUCGUUCUCGAUAGCGGUCUAGAAUUUUUCAAUAUCGGAGGAGAUCCAGCGGAGCUGAUGGCUUUCAUGGUGAAAAAUCCGGGCCUUUUACCGGGGUUCAAGGCAAUACGCACCGGAGAAAUCCAGAGGCGUCGGCGUGAGAUGAAGGAAAUCUUCAAUGGAUGUUGGAGAUCUUGCUUUGAAAAGGGCGACGGGACUCACCUUCACCAGAUCAAGGAAGAUCCAUGGAGUAAGACUGUGGAUUAUCGACAACGGCCCUUUGUGGCAGAUGCGAUUAUAGCCAACCCUCCCAGCCUAGCCCAUAUUCAUUGCGCACAACGACUAGGCAUCCCUCUCCAUAUUAUAUUCACGAUGCCCUGGUCACCAACCCAGUCCUUUCCCCACCCGUUGGCGAAUGUCCACUCCCAGAACUGCAAGCCGACUAUCGCAAAUUUUGUGUCCUAUAACAUUGUAGAUAUAAUGGUAUGGGAAGGGCUGGGAGAUAUUCUAAACACGCUUCGCAAAGAUACCUUGGCACUCCAACCUCUGGGUACAAUGACCGCCCCGAGCAUACUACACCGACUACAUGUGCCGCAUUCAUAUCUAUGGUCUCCUUCAUUACUCCCCAAGCCCCCUGAUUGGGCUGAUAACAUCGAUAUAUGCGGCUUUGGCUUCCUCUCAUCAGAGACCAGCUACACACCACCAAAGGAAAUAGCUGCAUUUCUCAAAGCGGGACCAAAACCAAUAUAUAUCGGAUUUGGCUCGAUUGUAGUUGACAAUCCUGCCAAAUUGACGAAGAUUAUAUUUGAAGCAGUCCAAAAAUCCGGACAGCGGGCUCUUGUCUCAAAGGGCUGGGGAAAUCUAGGGGCAGAUGAAGUGCCAGACAAUAUUCUUAUGAUUGGAAACUGCCCUCACGAUUGGCUAUUUCGGCAGGUUUCAUGUGUGAUCCACCAUGGUGGUGCUGGCACCACAGCGGCAGGCCUUGCGCUAGGUCGACCGACGAUAAUUGUCCCGUUCUUUGGAGACCAGCAAUUUUGGGGAAAUAUCGUGGCGCGGGCUGGAGCCGGGCCAGCACCGAUACCACAUAAACGUUUGAACCAGCAGAAUCUCUCAGACGCAAUACAGAAAGCGCUAGAGAGCAGUACCCAAGAGAGAGCACAGGCGAUCGCGAUAAAAAUGCAGGAAGAGUCUGGCGUGCGCCUUGGGGUGAAUAGCUUUUAUCGACAUCUUGAUCCCCAGGCACUCAGAUGCUCUAUAGUCCCGAAUCAGCCGGCGGCUUGGCAUCUAAAACAUACGGAAAUUAACUUGAGUGCCUUUGCAGCAACGGUUUUGGUGAAAUCAGGGAAGAUCAGUCCAGACAGGCUCGUGCUUCUCCGUCCAAUGGAAUACGAUACACUCCUGGACCCUGCCGACCCACUUACUGCUAGUGCCCAGGUGCUCUUCGGAACCCUUGCGAGCUUCGUGACUGGGCUUGCAGAUAUGCCAAGAGAUAUUGUGCGUGAUCUUGUUUCUGCGGCUCGCGCAAUACGCCAUCCCCGCGAACAUUCUGAUCGCCACGCAGUAUGUCAGGCAGCAAUUUCGUCACUGGAUCAAGAUCAAUCAUCCCCAGAGAGUAGUAUUGAGAGUGAGGAAAUGCAGAUUGAAAAUGAGGGCCGGCAAUUGCAGAUUGAGAAUGAUGAACAGGAAGAUAGAGAAAUCGGAGAAGAGGAUAGUACACAGGAAGAUACUGCUGAUGAGGACACUGAAAACCAUGUCAACGACAUCACUCGAAUUCGGAGCAUGGAGCGCAAAAGGAAUCUCCAGCUCGAAAAGGCCAAGACAAUGAGCAGCUCGUUGACACCCUCAAAACCACCGAAAUUCACUGUUUUACACGAAGCUGCGUUACACGGAAGCAAAAUGUCGAAGAAGUUAUUGAAGGUCAUCCUAGUGUUACCAACUGAUUUGUCACUGAGCAUGGCCAGAGGUUUCCACAACGCACCCAAAUUAUAUCACGACUCGACAGUGACCGACGUCCCUCAGGUGGUCAGUCUUCGAAGCGGGUUCAGGGCGGCAGGAAAGGAGCUCAGAGACGGGUUUUACUUCGGUAUCACGGGCCUAGGAACACAUCCGCGUCAUGGUCUUAAGCAUGAAGGUGCUAAGGGGCUCCUCAAGGGGGUCGGGAAAGCAAUGGGUGGAGUGUUUCUCAAGCCGACAGCGGGGCUAUGGGGUCUAGCAGGAUAUCCAUUGAGCGGGGUCCUCAGAGAGAUCAACGACUCGCUAGGCAGACAUCAAAAAUGCAUGAUUGUAAUGGGUCGCAUUUCGCAGGGACUUGAAGAGAUGCGAGAGUCCACGGUCCAGGAAAGGGCAGAGGUAUCCAGCGGGUGGAUUACAAUUGAACACGACUUGAAAAAGUCGAAUAAAAGAUACCGCCAUUUGCAUACAACCUUGUGA